UCUCUCUCUCAAAUUAAUUUUGUUUGGUACCGUCUGUAUGGAAAAAACCAUAAGUUGGACUCUUUCUACGACAUUUUACGCCAUUGAAGCCUCUCUCUCUCUCUCUCUCUGUGUUUUUCCCAAAUUCUUGUUUGUUUGGGUUUUUGGGUCAGAGAAGAAGCCAUGAGAGGGUUCGAGGAGGCGGAGAUUGACCGACUUCCGACUGAUCUUCUUGCUCAUAUAUUCCUUCUUAUCACCUCCUUCAAAGAUUUAGCAGAGGCGAGUGGGGUAUGCAAGAAAUGGAAGCAAGCGGUGAAGCAGUCUCUGGCUCAGAGAGAGAGACUCAGCUUUACUGGUUGGAAAAUGGACGAUGAUUCCACCACUCGCCUUGUUCUCCAUGCUUACAACCUCAAGGACCUCGACAUUUCAAGGAGCCGAUGGGGUUGCCAAAUAACGGACAUCGGACUAUACCAAAUCUCUGCAGCAAAAUGUGUCAGCAACCUCACUUCCAUAUCCCUAUGGGGUAUGUCAGGGAUCACCGAUAAAGGUGUUGUUCAUCUGAUAUCAAGAACUUCUUCCUUGCAACACCUGAAUAUUGGCGGUACAUUCAUAACAGAUGAAUCUUUGUUUGCUAUCGCAGAUAGCUGUCCACAUUUGAAGACUAUCGGCCUGUGGAGCUGUCGUCAUGUUACUGAAAAUGGACUUUUCGUUCUUGUGAACAAAUGCCGGAAACUUGAAUCAAUCAAUGUGUUUGGUACGAGGGUUCCUCUAGGCUGCUUCAUUAGCUUGCUCUCCAUCAGUCCGGCUCUUCAGAUUAAACCUCAAGGACUACUGCUAGAUGUUGAAAGGGUUUCCAUGUGGCCCGUUGUGUAAAUUGUUAUAAAAUGAUGGCUUCUAUAUCCGAUUUGUGUACAGAUUGUUUUGAAAAACAGUGAUUGAUUGAAACAACAGCUUUUACAGGGUUACAUAUUGUUUCUGUAUGUAUUUGCCUCCCCAAUAAACUGUUGGUGGUUUGCCUCAUGACAAACUAUACAUCUUAAUUGAUGUAAAAGAGUAUUUUGUGCAAGAAAUGUUCAAGAUUGGUUAAAUAAAUGUCUUCUUAUUGUAGAUUCCACUAA
Molecule: messenger RNA, 1097 nt
Organism: Camellia sinensis
Lineage: Eukaryota; Viridiplantae; Streptophyta; Magnoliopsida; Ericales; Theaceae
Product: F-box/RNI-like superfamily protein
Biological process (GO): SCF-dependent proteasomal ubiquitin-dependent protein catabolic process
Cellular component (GO): SCF ubiquitin ligase complex
Molecular function (GO): protein binding
Source: RefSeq, a predicted model, not a curated record